Molecule: messenger RNA, 840 nt
Organism: Ogataea parapolymorpha DL-1
Lineage: Eukaryota; Fungi; Ascomycota; Pichiomycetes; Pichiales; Pichiaceae
Exons: 1
Coding region: 1-840 (279 amino acids)
Source: RefSeq, a predicted model, not a curated record
AUGAAUAAAGUGCAAAAUUACCAGCAAUUGGCUCGCCAUUUUGAGGGUAUAUCCCGCAUUGUGAGUGAUUGGGACGACACAAUUACAGCCAAGGACACCAUUGCGGUUAUAUUUGAUGUCCUUGGGAAAAAUGCCGAGUUUGGAUUUGACUAUUUCUUUAAACUAUACAUGGACAGCUUUAACAGGUUUCAGAACGAAGUGUUGCCGGGAAAAUCAUAUAGUUUGCGCGACUGUCUUGAGAGGGAAAUAAUGUAUCAGAAAGCUAUCAAAGAAAGCGAAAAAAGCUCCAUCAAUGAAGCGGUUCGCCUAGCUGUUUUUCGAGGCAUAGGAAAGUCAACUUUUGAGAACUUGGUCAAUAAAAUACCCAUAAGAACCGGAUUUGAGAAUUUUUACAGCCACCUGUGCAACACUAACAUACAUUUCAGUGUUUUAAGCAUCAAUUGGACUGGAUUGAUGAUCGCCAAGUAUUUUGCAUCAUUCAAAAAACAGCCGGAUCAGAUACUAGUUAACGAGUUUGAAUUUGAUUCCAACGAUAUAUGCACAGGAAAUGUCGUGACAGACAUAGAUAUUCGCACAGGCUACGAUAAAUUGGUACUCACCAAAGAACUUGUUGGGAAUGAUAGAGCCAUAUACGUGGGCGACUCCUCCACAGACGUCCUGAGCAUGAUUUACUGUGAUAAAGCUAUCAUUAUCAAGGGUGGCUCGGCCAGUAAGGCGCUUUGUCGGCUUGGCUACAAGGUGUACAGUAUCAACGACGAGAUCAGCGAGAGAGAGGCCAAGUUUGUCAAAUAUCUUGAAAUCGACGAUUGGAACGAUCUGCUACAAAUUUUGAAAAAUUAA